Molecule: messenger RNA, 1040 nt
Organism: Durio zibethinus
Lineage: Eukaryota; Viridiplantae; Streptophyta; Magnoliopsida; Malvales; Malvaceae
Product: RING-H2 finger protein ATL64-like
Biological process (GO): protein ubiquitination
Molecular function (GO): transferase activity
Source: RefSeq, a predicted model, not a curated record
CAUCUCUUAUCUUUACUACACCAAAUUCAACCUUGCACGGUUGCUCUCAUCCUGAAAAUGUCAGUUUCGGUUGACUCUCCAGAACACAGCAUAAACCCAUUUUCUCAUCUCCUCAACAGCAUUUCCUCCUAUGAUGGCAAUGUAAUGCUUGCUGCGGUCAUAUCUUUGCUUCUUGUCAUCCUUUUUGUGCUGCUUCUCCAUGUCUACGCCAAAUGGUUCUUGGCUCAAGCUCGCCAAAGAAGUCGAUCUUCUUCCAUGUCUGUAUCUCACGUCUUCCGCCCUGAUCGGUUCCACCAUUUCCAUGCAUCCGCUUUUGAAACUACCUUUACGAGCUCCUCAUCAAAGGGCCUCGAUUCGUCCGUCAUUUCAUCCAUUCCAUUGUUUGUUUACAAAAUGGAUGAAUACAAGCAUGGUUUAGAGUGUGUUAUUUGUUUAAGCGCAUUUGAUGACAACGAUGUUGGUAGAAAUUUACCUAAGUGUGGGCAUGGUUUUCAUGUGGAGUGCAUUGACAUGUGGCUGCAGUCUCACUCAAAUUGCCCUAUUUGCAGAACUCCUGUGUUGGAUAAUGAUAAGGUUUCAGUUGUUAUUUCAGCAGAUUCUCAAGUGAGUUCUAAUCCGGAGAGCAUGGGAGAAUUAUUGAACGGUGAGGUUGGAAUGAUUGAUGGAAACUCUAGAUUGGACAAUCUGACAGAUUUAUCCGACACUGAUAAUAAUCGACAAAUUGCGGCUGCCAAUGAUGAUAAUCGUUCAGCAUCCUCUUCUUCUUUGACUACUCUGUCAUCUUCCCUGGGUUGCUCUUUGAAGAGAAUGUUGAGUAGGAACAGAUCAGAGCGCAAAGUUUUCCCCUCAUCCAGCGCCAGUGAGCUUGAGGUUUGAGAAAGACAAAAGAGUGUUCUUUCCCUGGUAAUUUUCAUACCAGCACUUUGUAGACAGCUUUGUAUAGAUUUCUUGGGAACUUGUUAUCAUCUUUCUCCGACUUCUCAUUGGGCCAGGUGAUUAAAACUAUAAUUUUAGUUCAUUUCAUUUAUUACAAGCUUUUU